Messenger RNA from Leptosia nina, 390 nucleotides. The record is from the annotation of a GenBank genome assembly. Lineage: Eukaryota; Metazoa; Arthropoda; Insecta; Lepidoptera; Pieridae.
AUGAAUGAUCCAGAAUUAGAAAGAAUUCGGCAGCAGCGCUUAGCUGAACUGCAAGCUCAACAUGGAGGUGGAGAUCCUUCUCAGGCUAAAGCUCAACAAGACCGAAUGCAGGCCAUGGAAGAGGCAAAACAUACAAUACUAUCUCAAGCAUUAAGUCAAGAUGCUAGAGCUAGACUGAAUAUAAUAAAGUUAAGUAAACCGGAAAAGGCAAGUAUGGUUGAAAAUAUGAUCUGCAGAAUGGCUCAAAUGGGACAGUUAAGCACGAAGAUAUCUGAACAGGAGCUUAUUCAAUUAUUAGAGUCGGUGAAUCAACAAAUGCCUAAAUCAACUAGCACAGUCAAGUUUGAUAGAAGAAGAGCUGCCCUUGAUUCAGAUGAAGAUGAUUUGUAG